Messenger RNA from Amyelois transitella, 1440 nucleotides. Its product is annotated as 15-hydroxyprostaglandin dehydrogenase [NAD(+)]. The transcript has 6 exons. Gene Ontology annotation, cellular component: cytoplasm. The coding region runs from base 575 to 1333 and encodes 252 amino acids. Gene Ontology annotation, molecular function: oxidoreductase activity, acting on the CH-OH group of donors, NAD or NADP as acceptor. Lineage: Eukaryota; Metazoa; Arthropoda; Insecta; Lepidoptera; Pyralidae. The record is from RefSeq and is a predicted model, not a curated record.
AUCCAACUUAGGGUUAUCCCUUGAUUUUCCUAGGGUUAUCCAUAUAAAAUAGUACUACUGUUUUAUAUUUGUAAUGUACUUCUUUAGUGAACAAUAAAGCAUUUAUUUAGUUAUUUUUCCCGGAAUUCUGAAGAAUCCUUGAAACGUUGAUAAAAAUACUGCUAAGGUAAGUACUGCUGCUUAUUUAAUAUUACAAUAACGGAGACACUAAACAUAUAGACCGGUGAAACAAAAUGGGUUGUAAAAUAUCAUACACGAAAUAUACUUAACAGUUUUUACAGGGCUGCGAGUAUAAAGUUAUAGGAUCUCUUAUAACAUCAAAAUCUGUUGAAUUGAAUCAAUUUGAUACAAACCUUAUACUAUGAACAUGUGUGACAAUGAAUCAACGUAUACGAUGUACGACAGCGAGAGUGGCGUGCAAACGUGCGUAUAUUUACCACCCAAGGAGGGUUUAGGGAGACAACGGGAGGACGCCCCUCCCCCGGCGCGGCUUCCCGUCCGAUCGAACCGCAAGCAAACCGGGGGCGUAGUAACCCUGCGACAUUCGGGAAGUGCUGUCUCAAAAUAGACUAAAAUGGAGCUGAAAGGAAAGGUGGCCCUCAUCACGGGGGCAUCAGCCGGCAUCGGACUCGCGUACAGCGAAGAAUUACUGAAACAAGGAGCUAAAGUUUCCCUUUGCGAUAUAGACUCGGAGGUUGGGGAACAGGUGUCCGAUGAGUUGGGUGCCAAAUAUGGCCGUAAAAACGUGUUGUUCUGCCAGUGCGACGUCACCGACUACCCGCAAUAUGAAGAGGCGUUCGAGAUGACAAUGAAGGUGUUCAACCGGCUGGACAUCGUGAUCAACAACGCUGGAGUCAUGAACGACCGUUUCUGGGAGCUCGAGGUGGACGUUAAUUUGAACGGCGUGAUCCGCGGUACCCUCUUAGCGUACCGGUACAUGGGCAAAGACCGCGGCGGCCAGGGCGGCACCAUCGUGAACACCGCGUCCACCGCCUUCGCCAGACCUCAGGUCUCCACGCCCAUCUACACGGCCACCAACUACGCUGUGGUCGGGCUCACCAGGGCUUAUGGUGAUCAAUACCACGUGAAUCUGACCGGAGUAAGGAGUCUGGUGCUGUGUCCAGGGUUGACUGACACGGGCCUGGUCAAGGAGAUCCGCAAGCAGCUCAUGUCUUCAGAGUAUGAAGCGGCCUGGCAGAGAGAUAACGUCAACAGCAAGACCCAAAGUACGGAACACGUGGCCCGAGCGCUCGUGGAGAUCCUGACCAAGGGUCAGAGCGGGUCGGUGUGGAUCGUUGAGAACGGGCAGCCGGUCCGCGAGUGGCGCGGCUAGCUAGCACAAUCUAGCCAGCGUUAAUGCUGAUUUACAAUGAUACAGUAGCUUGUGUUGGACACUGUACUGGAAUUGGCAUAUUCUGGGAAAUUCAGAAAUUUGAUAAC